Messenger RNA from Gryllus bimaculatus (two-spotted cricket), 1703 nucleotides. The record is from the annotation of a GenBank genome assembly. NCBI's taxonomy places the organism in Eukaryota, Metazoa, Arthropoda, Insecta, Orthoptera, Gryllidae.
CGGCGCGAUCUGGUGACAAAUAAUGGAAAUGCGAUAGCGGGUACAUGUGUGCGCUGUAUGUGCGUAAUACCGAUUGCUAGAAGCCACUCACAAGAAAGCCUAUUGACAGUAUCAGUUGGAACUCAGUUAUCUAAUCAAAAGCUUCGUUAUAACUUUAAUUUGUGUUAUUGAAGCUCCCGAUUGGAUAACUGCGAUCCAUCUGAUCAAACGUCAAUUCGCCAUUUAUUUAAAUCAGAGUAUAGCAUGCUGGCCGAGGCGAGUGGUGCGCGUGUAGCAGAGAUCCAAGAGACUUGACGUGUGUACCGGUCCACAGCAGGUGUGUGUCAAGGUGUUUUUAAAAGGGAGACGAUUCAGAAUGAAAUUUGUCUUGUGUUCAGCGUCCAAGUGCUCUCGUAGGCUCGGAAAGAUAAUAGAUGUACAACGACUUCCAGACCUCGCAUUUGAAACGCCUCUUUUCUUCUUACAUUCAAAGGGAGGAGCCAUUCCACAUAUCACUCAUGAAGUUUUACAGAUGAUAAGUGGAAAACCAAUCAGUAUUCAGGUUCCUGUGGCAAGUACAUUACAUAGUGAGGAUGCAGUUCGAGAUUUUAAGAAAGGAUUAGCUGAAUUCAUUGGACUUGCAGAGAAUUUAAUUUACUGCACAGUGCAAGACUCAGCUGCAGGUGUAGCAAGUGGAUUUAAUGACAAGUCAAAAGUAUCUGUUUUUACCCGGAAAGGAAGGAGGGAGUUAGAUGCAGAAAGGUACAUGAAUGUAAUGGAAGCAUUUUGCCCUGACAUGUAUCAAGUUUUACAUGAUGGGGACACUGAUGCAAAUAGUGGCAAGAAAAGAGUUACGAAGGCAGUAGAUCGUACAUCGCGUUUUACAGAAGUAUGUUUACAGCGACAUAAAUCAUCUGCGGUUUUACAAAACAAAGCAAUACUGGGAGUUAUUGAAGGAGGACACAAUAUCAGUGCUAGAGAAACAAGUGCAAAGGAGAUGAGAGAUCAUCCUUUUGCUGGAUUUGUCAUUGAUGGACUUUGUAAACAGGGACCAGAAACUGAAAACAUUCAGACAAGUGACAUAAAAGAAAUAAUUGAGAAGACUCUGGCUUUUCUUCCUACGGACAAAUUUCGAAUAAUUCAUGGAUGUUGGAAUCCCGAAGUAAUUUUAGAUUUAGUGGAUAUGGGAAUUGAUAUGUUUGAUGGAUCAUAUCCAUUUAUUGUCACAGAGAGAGGUGCUGCGUUAACAUUUUGUAAUCAAAUAGACAGUUACACCGACUGUCACAAUUUAAACACUCCAUCUAAGGAAACUGAAGAAGAAAAUAUUUCUGAAUGCAGAAUUUAUGAGAUAGAUUUGAACAAUAAAAUGUAUUUUGAUGAUUUACAACCAGUUAGUAAAACAUGUUCAUGUUUAACCUGUAAAGAACAUACUAGAGCAUACAUACAUCAUUUACUUUCUGCAAAAGAAUUACUUGGGACAGUUCUGUUGAUGAUUCACAAUAUACAUCAUUAUAUGGAAUUCUUUCAAACCAUUCGGAGAGCUAUUAAAGAUGACAUUUGGGAAGAUUUUCACAAAAAAUUUAAACAGAACUUGAAGAAAUGAGAAGAAACUAUUGUUUUUCUUAAUUUUUAAUAGCAAUUUUUUUUAAUGCCUGUGACAUGCUUAUGUGAUAUUUUACCUUUGUACAAAUAUUUAAUAAAAGCAAUGUUUAUUCUUUCCAAAA